Messenger RNA from Lecanosticta acicola, 1114 nucleotides. NCBI's taxonomy places the organism in Eukaryota, Fungi, Ascomycota, Dothideomycetes, Mycosphaerellales, Mycosphaerellaceae. The record is from the annotation of a GenBank genome assembly.
AUGGGUUGCGGACAGAGCUCAGAGUCCAAGGAGGGCAAGGCGCGGAAUGAGGAGAUUGAAAACCAGUUGAAGAGAGACAAGAUGAAUCUCCGAAAUGAGAUCAAGAUGUUGCUGCUCGGUGCCGGAGAGUCGGGCAAGUCGACCAUCCUGAAGCAGAUGAAGCUCAUUCACGAGGGCGGAUACUCAAGAGAUGAGCGUGAGAGUUUUCGGGAAAUCAUCUUCUCAAACACCUGCCAAUCGAUGCGCGUCAUUCUGGAGGCCAUGGAGAGCUUAGAACUGCCACUUGAUGACCAGCGAGCCGAGUACCACGUACAAACCAUCUUCAUGCAACCCGCGCAAAUCGAGGGCGACGUCCUACCUCCCGAGGUCGGCCAAGCCAUCAAGACCCUGUGGGCAGAUGCGGGUGUGCAGGCCGCAUUCCAAAGGAGUAGGGAAUACCAGCUCAACGACAGCGCGAAAUACUACUUCGACUCCAUCGACACCAUUGCCUCACCCACCUACAUCCCUUCUGACCAGGACGUUCUGCGAUCGCGUGUCAAGACGACUGGUAUCACCGAAACCACCUUUAUCAUUGGCGACUUGACAUACCGUAUGUUCGACGUCGGUGGUCAGAGGUCCGAGCGAAAGAAGUGGAUACACUGCUUUGAGAACGUAACCACGAUUCUGUUCUUGGUCGCCAUCUCGGAGUACGACCAGCUACUAUUUGAAGACGAAACAGUCAAUCGCAUGCAGGAAGCAUUGACUCUGUUCGACUCGAUCUGCAACAGCAGGUGGUUCACCAAGACCAGCAUCAUUCUGUUCCUGAACAAGAUCGACCGCUUCAAGGAGAAGCUGCCUGUGUCGCCCAUGAAGAACUACUUCCCGGACUACGAAGGUGGUCAGGACUACGGCGCAGCGUGCGACUACAUCCUCAACCGAUUCGUUUCGUAAGUUCGCCACCAUUAUUUGAUACUGCUCCCAGUACUGACAUCAACCCAGGCUCAACCAACAUCCGACGAAGCAAAUCUACACACACUUCACGUGUGCCACCGACACAAUGCAAAUAAGAUUCGUCAUGGCUGCGGUGAACGACAUCAUCAUCCAGGAGAAUCUACGCAUGUGCGGUCUGAUAUAA